Molecule: messenger RNA, 849 nt
Organism: Lycium ferocissimum
Lineage: Eukaryota; Viridiplantae; Streptophyta; Magnoliopsida; Solanales; Solanaceae
Exons: 1
Coding region: 1-849 (282 amino acids)
Source: RefSeq, a predicted model, not a curated record
AUGGAGGGUGCGAAAUUGCCUAGACCAAUGCGAUUAGACCCUAGUCAGAGGGAUCUAAGUGUAUUCUGCGAUUACCACGAGACUCAUGGACAUCAGACCGCCGAUUACCGUCACCUACGUGAUGAAGUCGCACGGCUAUUAAAGAAUGGUCAUUUAAGAGAGUUCUUGAGUGAUAGGGCUAAAGAGAAUAAUAGUAAAAAUAGGGAUUCAAUCAAGCAGGAAGUUCAGGUUGAGCCGCGUCAUGUGUUUAACGUGAUAACAAAAGGACCAAAAGUUGCGAGAACAUCCUUGACUAUCAAAAAGGAUAAGUUGCCAGAAGCGCACAAACGAAGAUCCCCAGGUCUUGUACAGGAGGGCAUGAUAGCAGUCAUCGAUGAAUAUGCGAAAGAUUUAAUUUCACCUCACCCCGAUACUCUGGUAAUUUCUAUUAUGGUUAAUAAUUGUAGAAUUAGGAAUGUUGUGGUUGAUCCAGGUAGCUCGGUCAACGUCAUUCAGUGGGGAGUCAUUGAACAACUAGCAAUGAUGGGUGAGUUAACACCAUCUUCAAAUGUGUCCAGUAGAAUUAAUAAUUCAAGCAAAACAAAGAAGGGGGAAAUCGUGUUGUCAAUUAAUGCGGGAGGAGUGAUCAAGAGUACAAGGUUUUAUGUCGUAAACGGUGGCAUGGAAUGUAAUGCUGUCUUCGAGAGACCUUGGAUUCACGAUAUGAAGUUACAGCUUUCGACAUUGCACGAGCAAAUAGAAUUUCCGACAUUCGAUGGAAUUGGACGUAUCCGGGGAACGAUUAGUGCUGGAAGGAAUUUUCAACACCAAGGUUGCAAUGGAAAAUGGAAGGGUAUAAGUAAGGAAUAA